UGAUGCUAUAUGUCGCCAUCUUUUAUUAGAAAUGGGCAGCUGUUGCAAUUGAACGGGAAUAAAAACGCAAAAUAAACAAGAAUAACCACACUCAGCAUUAUUUUUUGACUUCCGUUUUGUUGGUAAUCAAGUGCCGGAAUGCCCAAAAGGAAGGCCAAGAACGAGGACCCCGAGGAUCUGCAGUCCUUCCUCAACGAUAUUCACAAGGAAACCGAGGGCAGCAGCGAUGACAAGGUGGUGGACACAAUUCUGAAGGCCAUCAGUGCCGAGGAUGGUGAUUUGGAUGAGCACGAUGACGAGGAGGCAGCUGGGUCCAACCAAGAGGAGCAUCAGGCAGAAGAGGAGGUCGCUGCUGAGGAGGAGGAGGAGGAAGAGGAGGACGACGACGACGACAAGUACUUCAUAGAUGACGAGGGCAACUGCUACAUCAAGACGACGCCCAGGAAACAAAAGGAGCUGCAGAAGAAGCUUAAACAGGCGGCUGUCAAGCCCGGUAGACCCGUCCGAUCGGUGGUCAGCAAAGCUACCAAUAAAUCCAUCAAUCUGCGUCCGGCCAAAUCGCCACCAAAAGCCGCCACAUCGAAGGCACCACCAGCGCCCAAGGAGAAUACCAUUCGUCCUGCCCAGGUAGCGGCGACCAAGUCGAAGCAGAUCGAGCUGCCUCCUCCACCGGCACCAGCUCCAAAAGUACCCGCCACCAGGGGUAGGCCGAGGAAGAACCCGAUCACACCGAAACCCGAACCCCUCGAUCUGGAGCGAGAGAUCGAGGAACUGGUGGAUGAGCCCGACAUCAAUGCAGUGGUCAACGAUUUGGCGGACUAUGCAGUGGACAGUGCCGACAUUGAGGCAGCCUCCUCGGCACUGGAAGCAACCGAGAACGAGGUCUACGAGUUCGAGGAAACAGCAGAAGUGGAGGCGGCUAAUAGCAAGAAGGACUAUGUGUUCAACGCCUUGGAGGUAUUGCCGAAUCCGAAGCCGUCUUCAAAUGACUCGGGACCAAAGUACUUAUGCCCCCACUGUCCGUACGCGGCGAACAAAAAGUUUUUAGUGACGCGACACCUUCGGAGUCAUGAAGCCGAACAGGCCUAUAAGUGUUCCAUCUGCGAGAGAUCCUUCCGAUCGAACGUGGGACUGCAAAACCACGUGAACACGCACUUGGGCAAGAAGCCGCACAAGUGCAAGUCCUGCGAUAGCGCCUUUACCACAAGCGGCGAGCUGAUCCGGCACACGCGCUACAAGCACACCAAGGAGAAGCCGCACAAGUGCACGGAGUGCAGCUACGCCAGCGUGGAGCUGACCAAGCUGCGUCGCCACAUGACCUGCCAUACGGGCGAGAGGCCGUAUCAGUGCCCGCACUGCACCUACGCCUCGCAGGACAUGUUCAAGCUGAAGCGGCACAUGGUGAUCCACACGGGCGAGAAGAAGUACCAAUGCGACAUCUGCCAGUCGCGAUUCACGCAGUCCAACUCGCUGAAGGCCCACAAGCUCAUCCAUAGCGUGGUGGACAAGCCGGUCUAUCAGUGCAAUCUCUGUCCGACGACAUGCGGCCGAAAGGCUGACCUGCGCAUUCACGUCAAACACAUGCACACCGCCGGCGAUCUGCCGAUCACUUGCCGGCGUUGCGGCCAGCAGUUGCCAGAUCGCUACCAGUAUAAGCUUCACGUGAAGUCGCACGACGGCGAGAAGUGCUACAGGUGCAAGCUGUGCAGCUACGCUUCGGUGACUCAGCGCCAUUUGGCCUCGCACAUGCUCAUCCACCUGGACGAGAAGCCGUUUACAUGCGAGCAGUGUCCGCAGACCUUCCGCCAGCGCCAGCUGCUGCGCCGCCACAUGAAUCUCAUGCACAACGAGAAGUAUCAACCGCCUCAGCCGCGCGCCAAGCAGCACCAGUGUCCGACCUGUGCGCGGGAGUUCACCCACAAGGGUAACCUUAUGCGGCACAUGGAGAUGCACGACGAUUCGGCCAAGGCUCGUGAGAAGCAGCGCCGACUGAAGAUGGGUAGAAAUGUGCGCCUGCAGAAAGAUGGCACUGUGACCACGGUGAUCAAGGAUAAAUUCAUAGAUAUGGCCGAUGAAGAGAGCGGCGAGGAGGACAACCCGGAGAGCUAUGACCUGGCUGAAAUCGAACCAGAGAACACGGAUGAUGAAGAUACCGAAGUUAUCAUACCCAAUAAUUUCAUCCGCAAGACCACACAGCCUGCACCUGUCAUUAUCAACAAGCAGGCCAGGCUGGCAGGCUCUGACAAUAAGCCCACGAUUAUAAAUCGACGCCUCCGCUCUAAAACGUUCCGCAUCAAGGAGGAGCCAGAGAACUCGGACUUCACCGUGGAACUUCAAGGUGAUGACGGCGGGGUAAUGGUCGUGGAGCUGGUUAAUGGCGAAGGCGAAGUAGUUGUCAAGCGCGAACCCAGCGGAACCUCCAAUAUUAAUGCCAGCAAUUGCUUUGGUUUCGAGGAGGACGAUGAAUAUGAAGAUUACGGGAAUCAGGAGAACGGAGUUGAUGGCGCUUCACAGGAGUUCCUCCAGCUGAUGGAUAUGAUAGAGCAGGAUUCUUAGUCUCCUGAAAAACAAAAAGUAUAAAUAAGUAAUUAGGGCUAAGCUAUGUACAUACCAAGAAUACCAUAACGAAUUCGACGUUAUAUUGUUUUCUAUAAAUAUAAGCUUUAAUAGCUUGGAUAUUUGUCCCGAAAUGGUUUGGCUUUUGUUCAUUAACCUAUCCUGAACUAUUGUUUUGAUGUUUUUGUAAAAUGUAGUUAAGAUAUCCAAUGGCUUAAUGAACCCCAACACGUAUCUUUUAGUUGACAACUUGGCAUAAAUAUUUAUUUAAAUACA
This is a messenger RNA of Drosophila suzukii, 2832 nucleotides long. RefSeq names its product CTCF (gene CTCF). Lineage: Eukaryota; Metazoa; Arthropoda; Insecta; Diptera; Drosophilidae. The record is from RefSeq and is a predicted model, not a curated record. Gene Ontology annotation, molecular function: RNA polymerase II cis-regulatory region sequence-specific DNA binding; DNA-binding transcription factor activity, RNA polymerase II-specific. Gene Ontology annotation, biological process: regulation of DNA-templated transcription.